AGUAAUCAAAUUUCGUUUACGUUUACUGCCUCGUCUCGUUGGACAAACCAUACGUGCGUGUUAUGAUUUAAUUUGAUUAAAUAAAGUCAAUAUAUAAUAACAGGGAAGAGAGGGGAGGAAGAAAUUUGAAAAUAAGUGAAGAGAAAGAUAGAAAAAGGAGACAGAAUAUAUAAAGAGACGAGAGAAAAGUAAAAAGUUGUGAGAAGGAAAUGAAAUAAAUUAUACUUUGUCUGCAAUAAUAACAAAGAAUGCAAGCAAUGCGUAUAAACUAAUAAUGUUAACAUAACCAUUCGAACCUCUAUUCACGGUCAUAUAAACACGUCUCGACACUCAUAUGGCGAAAGCAUAAAAGGAACCAUCCGAGAAUUGAAUCGUGAAAAAUCAACAUGGAAAAUAAGGUUUACGUUUUGCGUGAAUGUCUCGGAUAAAAACAGAAAGACUCUAUUCAUCUUUGUCUGUCUCGCAAAAACGAGAUAAUCGUUGUCUUACAUGUUAAUUUUUCACGAUUUGUUUAUGUGACCAUAUGUAUACUUGCAUCGAUAAAAUCACAUACAAUGUGAAAAUAGUAAGAUUGGACACGACAAAACUGGCACGAGUGGUUGAAUGUCAGGUCUAUCCUGUAGUUACAAUUAGUUAAUGGUAGAGGGCGUGAUAUGAUAAAAUUUCUGACUUUUCGAACGCAAUCAGUUUCUCAGAACGCAUAACACCAAUUUCCAUGAAAUAUUAUCUCGUCUCUAGUAAAAAUGUGUACAAGUGUGUCAUCUAUACUAGUAUAUUUUCUACGAUAUUAGUGCCCUAAAGUUUUAAUAUGGGCAUAUUAUACACGUUAAUAUGCGGUUAAUAUUGUUUACAAUCAUCUGAAAACUUAUAUAGAAACUAUUUUCGUUUUACAUAAAUUGUACCAGAUGUUGUUUCAGUUUUGUCACGUGGGUUGCAAAACUACAAUUAAUGCGACAUUUUUAAAUGUUACACGACACUAUGCAAGGGCGGUAGUUAAAAUUCGACGAAAAAAAAACGCCGUCGCUAAUAAUGAAGUAAAACAUGAGAAAACAGAAACACCAAUAAUAAAAUGUAAAAAGCAGAUGUAUGAUUUUUACAAAGAUGAUGCACGUUCCAAAGAAAAACCGAUAUUGGCCAGUCAUAGCUGGAAAAACAGAAAGUCCAAAGGCGAUCAUUUCUUUAUAUACCCUUAUAACAAUGAUGUCGCGGAAGCGAAUAAGGAAGUUGAUUCUGAAACAUUUCAGGAUCUUGAUGUAAAUCCUUCUUUAUGUAACAAUUUAGAAGAUUUAAAUAUAUACGAACCUUUAGAAAUCCAAAAGCUCGGAAUACCAAAAAUUUUUCAAGAAUGUAACGUAUUAAUAGCAGCAGAAACAGGAUGUGGGAAAACAUUAGCUUAUCUUCUGCCAUUGAUAACUAAAAUUUUGUUAUGGAAACAAAAAGAAGCGGAAAGAAGUAUAAAUACACCACUAGGAUUAAUCGUAACUCCUUCGAGAGAAUUAACAGUACAAAUCGGGUUGCAACUGAUUAAGCUAUCUAAGCACCUUAAUAUUAAAACAAAGAUAGUCACUGGUGGGAGGACAAAAAAGAUAAUAUCGGAUCCUCCUGUGGGAAACAUCGACGUUCUUGUUUGUAGUUUUGGAGUUAUUAGUAAAUUGACAACGUUUGGUGUAUAUGAUCUCGCACUUACAAGAUUUGUUGUGUUAGACGAAGCAGAUUCUUUGUUUCAUUCUUCCUUUGAGACAAAGCUAAAAGUAUUUCUGAGGAGAAUACCGAUUGGAUAUCAUCAUUACAAUACAACUGAGAAUGAAUUUCCUAAUACAGCCCAACUCAUUUUAGUCUCUGCGUCAAUUCCGUCAGGUAUUAAAACUGUGCUGAGCGACAUCAUAAAUAUAAAUUCUUUGGAACAUGUAACAACGGAAAAAUUACAUAGAAUACUGAUUCCACAAAAGUUUGUAAGAUUAAUUCCAAGCCAAAAGCCCAUAGAGCUUGUGAAAUAUGUGAAAAGCAAAGUAUUAAAUAAACAGCGUGUAAUUGUAUUCAGCAAUCGAAAUAGUACCUCCUAUUGGAUUUCCUUAUUUUUAAACGAAUGCGGUGUCAAAGUUACAAAUUUAAAUGGCGAUAUGCCAUUACAUGUACGACAAGGAAAAUACGGGGAAUUCCUAAAUGGCAAAACAAUGGUGUUGUCUACAACGAACGGAGGAUCCCAAGGUUUAGAUACAAUAAUGGUUAAUCACAUUUUAAAUUAUGAUUUCCCCUUAGACACGUCCAGCUACAUACACAGAUGCGGUCGAGCUGGCAGAGUAGGUACCAUAGGUGUGUCCAGAGUAACAAAUUUUAUUUCCAAACUGAGCGAAAUCGUCGUAGUUCAAAAAAUUGAAAUGGCAGUUAGAAAAAUGAAACCAAUACCUGUGUUUAAUCUUCUGGAUAGGAAAGACGAAGAGGAAGAAGAAACAGAAUACAAUUUUACAGAGGAAAUGAUCGAAGAUCUAGAUGAAGUCGAAAAUAUUCCAUACUGAAAUUUAUAUAUUACCAAUAAAAAAAAAAGGACGUUUGCUUGUUAUAAAA
Molecule: messenger RNA, 2565 nt
Organism: Bombus pyrosoma
Lineage: Eukaryota; Metazoa; Arthropoda; Insecta; Hymenoptera; Apidae
Gene: Dbp21E2
Product: probable ATP-dependent RNA helicase DDX28
Exons: 7
Coding region: 906-2516 (536 amino acids)
Molecular function (GO): RNA helicase activity; nucleic acid binding; ATP binding
Source: RefSeq, a predicted model, not a curated record